Messenger RNA from Girardinichthys multiradiatus, 3998 nucleotides. It is a transcript of the gene ggt1b, whose product is annotated as gamma-glutamyltransferase 1b. NCBI's taxonomy places the organism in Eukaryota, Metazoa, Chordata, Actinopteri, Cyprinodontiformes, Goodeidae. The transcript has 13 exons. Gene Ontology annotation, molecular function: glutathione gamma-glutamate hydrolase. Bases 169 to 1878 code for a protein of 569 amino acids. The record is from RefSeq and is a predicted model, not a curated record. Gene Ontology annotation, biological process: regulation of inflammatory response; regulation of immune system process; peptide modification. Gene Ontology annotation, cellular component: plasma membrane.
UUCAGUCCGUGUUUUGCCACCAUUGAUGACUCAGGUUAAAUGGUUCAUUGUGGGAUUGGUUAAAGUUUAAUGACCCUGCAAUAUAAAGACAUCACCUAUAAGAGGCUGGUACACAGGAACUGCCUGCAACUGGGUCCUUGACAGGAAUCAGGUUCCUGAAUAUUCAAAAUGGCCAAGAAAAUUAUAAUAGUAGCCCUUGCAGUGCUGCUGUUAGCAUGUCUUGCCACAUUUCUGGGUGUUUUCUUUGGUGUGACGAAAAGAAGCGGCUACUGGAAGGCAGCUGUGGCAGCAGAUGCUACCACCUGUUCAGAGGUUGGCAGGGAUAUACUCCAGAAAGGGGGAUCGGCAGUGGAUGCUUCAAUAGCUGCGUUAUUAUGUGUUGGAUUAAUGAAUGCUCACAGUAUGGGCAUAGGAGGAGGUCUUUUCUUCACUAUCUAUGAUGCAAAAACUGGGAAAGUUGAGGUGAUUAAUUCAAGGGAGACCGCGCCACACAAUGCAACAGAGAACAUGUUUGGGAACAGCACAGAAUUAUCCCGGAAAGGAGGGUUGUCCAUUGCCGUUCCUGGAGAGAUUCGAGGCUACGGGAUGGCCCACAGCCGGCACGGCAAACUGCCCUGGAAAGACUUGUUUCAGCCAAGCAUUGAACUUGCUGAAAAAGGAUUUCCACUGGGCAAGGCGCUGGCGAGAGCUAUUGAAAGUAACAAGGAAGUUAUCCUGAACGACACAGGCCUCUGUGAGGUGUUUUGUGGGAAAGCCGGUGAUGUGUUAAAAGAAAAUGAGACCAUUAAAUUCACCAAACUAGCAGAAACAUAUAGGACAAUAGCCGAGAAAGGGGCAGAGGAGUUCUAUGUAGGGCAACUGGCUGAGGAUCUUGUGAAAGAUAUUCAGGCUGCAGGUGGCAUCAUCACAAAGGAAGAUCUGAAGGAUUAUGUGCCUAUCUUGGAUGAAAACCCUUUAAGGGUGAAUAUGGGGGAGUACUCUAUGGUUGUUCCCAAUGCCCCUGCUAGCGGCCCUGUGGUAUCGCUGAUAUUAAACAUCCUGAAUGGGUACAACUUCAGCGCUGACAGUGUUACGACCAAAGAGAAAAAGAUCCUAACCUUCCAUCGCAUUGUGGAGGCCUAUCGUUUUGCUUAUGCAAAAAGAAGUUUACUUGGGGAUCCAAAGUUUGUUAACAUUGAAGAUCUCAUCCAGAACAUGACCUCCUCUUCUUACGCCAAUGCCCUCCGGGAAAAGAUUACGGAUGAUACCACACAUCCCAUGGGCUAUUAUGAGCCACAGUUUUACUUGCCUGAAGACUACGGGACAUCCCACCUAUCAGUUGUAUCGGAGGAUGGAAGUGCUGUGGCUGCCACCAGUACCAUAAACAAUUAUUUGGGCUCCAAAGUCAUCUCAAGAUCCACAGGAAUUAUUCUAAACAAUGAGAUGGAUGACUUCAGCUCGCCAUACAUCACAAAUUCUUUUGGAGUUCCUCCUUCCCCGAACAAUUUCAUCAGGCCAGGGAAAAGGCCAAUUUCUGCUAUGUGUCCAGCAAUCAUUUUUGACAAAAACAACAAUAUCAGGAUGGUAGUCGGAGGUUCCGGAGGAACAAAAAUCACAACUGCUGUAGCUCAGGUCAUUCUCAAUGCACUCUUCUUCAACUUUGAUGUUGACAAAGCCGUCGAAGAACGAAGGAUCCACAACCAGCUGAGUCCCAACGUCACAGUGGUGGAAUCUGAAUUUGAUAAAGAAGUCGUUGAUGGUUUGACAAAGAAGAACCAUGAGACAGAGUACCUCAGCCCCACAACAAUAGGAGCCGUGGUGCAGGUUGUGAUGCGUCAUGAAAACAGGCUGUACGCUAAGUCGGACAGUCGUAAAUGGGCGGAAGCUGCCGGGUACUGAGGAUAUAAAUCUUUCUCCAAUUAUAAAGUGUCAGUAGCUGCCUGAAGUUUGACACUUUUGGCAGAUUGACACUUUUGAUAGAUUAGGACUCAGUGGGUAAAACAACCACAAUCAACAGUCUGAGACAGCAGAUUUUGUGUACACUGAACAAUGUAUAUAAACUUUAAAAAAAAAUAGUACCUCUGUUAAUUCUAAUCUCUUCUGAAUUUACAGACCAAACUUAAUUUAUUGUCAUUAAUUUAUUUGUUAGCUAUAUCUGAAACUGUAGCUUUACAGCUUUGUUUUAAUCAAAUGUAAUAAAUGUAAUAUAACAAUCUGUAAAGCAGACAUUAAUCUAUUGAUAAAACUGUGUUUAAAGAUGUCUUUUUAAAAGUACACAUUUCUCUCGUGUUUAUGGAGUUCCUUUUAAAAUCAUUAGCACAACUGAGCUGCUAUUUAGCUGUUUAUGGUUGUUGAAUUAUAAAAGAAGUAGCAACAAAGGUCUUAGACUGUAACCCCUCAGGGACAAACGGUUCCAGGGAAAAAAAUAAUGACUCAAAGUGCAGCGACCUACAGUGACCUCAUCUCAUCAUAUUUGCAGCUGGUCUCUACAAUCUUGACUUUUAUUGCCGGAAUUGUGAAGUAUUAGAAAGUGCUCCUAUCAUGUUUAUUUUCUUGUCAAAUUUUAAAGCUAUUUUGCAAGAACACUGUAGUUUAAGGAGCUCAUAGCAUGCCCGUUCACAGGUUAACAUUUUCUUCUCAUGCAUCUAAUGUCAUAGUUAUAGUAUGUGACAUGGAGGUCAAAAGUUUUCUUUUCUUAUUAACUUGUACAUGAAAUGGAUAGUGUUUUUUUAAAGGUGGUUCUGGUAAGUUAUUGUUGGUGAGAGUUCCCCUACAUGUAGUGAAAACGUCAGAUAGCCUUGAGUUUGUAAAGAGAGGAAAAUCAUUAGAGAUGAAAAACUUCAGCUGAUUUUAAAUUAACUGAAAUGGAUAUUGUUGACAUAUAUGGGUUGAAAUGCUACAAUGUUUUAGUGGAUAUUAACCAUCUAAACACUCACUGUUGCUAUUGUCUCAGAUGUGAAAUGUUUACCAGGAUAAGCACAGGAACGUAGCAUCUUCACAGCUAUUGCACUAAGGAGGAAAUGGUUAUUGGUUUUAGUUAUUACUAUGAUAGAAUUGUCUAUCGUUAAUGGCAACGUUAUGAUACAACUGGGAUUUUUUUAAUAAUGAGCAGUUGUCAAAUAAAUUACUGCAACAACUGCUACUGCUGAUAAUAAUAAUAGUGAUGUUGUUAAAUGUACAGGUUGGCUGCUUGUUUCACUCUUAACACUUUUUGCAUUUUUUUUUUACAUAUUUGAACACAUUUGUGAUAAUAUUGAUAACUGGGAUGAAUUUCCACAUUAUAGUCAUGAUCCUAAUUAUCAUAUUGUUACAUGCUUAUGUUGUACAAAUGAUAGCCUAUAGUGAAAUCCGAAACGUUACUCCACUCUUGCCAACCUUUGAGCAGAUUGAUGUUCAAAGUUUGGCAAGAGUGGCGUGUAAUUCUGCAUGGUAGCUUUUCUAUUGCAAAAAACCCCCAAAUAACUGAGACACAGCUGUUUGUUUAGUAGUUAGUUUGUUUAAUAGCUGGAAAGUUUAGAUGAUUAAUUUCCACAAGUAAAGCACUGUAUCCCACUAAUAUAAACAUUUUCACAUUUAAUUUGUUUCGGAUUGUCAGCAUCUUCCCCCAUCUGACUAGCUGUUAGCUUUUCACUGCUCUAAAGGGUUCUUUCACUUUUUAACAAACUAACUUGAAAAUGAGAUUUGUCUACAAGAGGUAGAGAAACUUUUACUGAUAAUAAUUUAACAGAAUCUUGCAAAACUUUUUAAUCCUGUACAUCUUCUGUCUGAGCAGUCCAUUUAAGCUCCAGACUAUUUAAACUGAGCACAUCAAAGUCACCACGAAAAAGUAUUUAAGCAAAUAUCUCUAGAUGACAGAGAUUAUUAAAAGAUGAUCAUACAGACAAGGAUGUUUAUGAGUAUUCACAAACCUUCCACAUGUAGAAAACAAAACCUAUGGAGAAAAAAGCAAACUUGGCUGUACAAUAAUUUAACAUAUAUUGAAACAAUAAACUAGCUGAAAACUGCUGCUGUAGACAACA